AACCAUACUCUUUUACGUUGAGUUGCAACACGUUAGUUUAAAUUGAAAAUUUCAAAGUAUUUGAUUUUGUAAAAAAUCAUUUAAUAUUUCCGAGAGAUUGAUUUAUAAUAAUUAUUAUUAUAAAGUAUAAUAUUAAAGGAAUGACAGCCCUAUCAUCCAUUUGUAAAGAUCCCAUCAAAAGAAAAAAAUGGAUAGAAACUCAUCAGAGUAGUUUGAAAGCAUGGAUAGGAUUUUUUGUAACGGCAGUUAUAAUUUUUUUUGUUUUUUCGGAUGGCGAUUUUUCAUUUUUAUUAACAUUAUCAAGUUUUAUAGGAAUGUUUACAUUUCUGAUGGUUAUCUUUAACAUUGAAAAAGCCAAAACAAGCCAAGGAGUUUCAUUAAAAAUGUUUGAUUGUUAUGUUGUUUUACUUUUUUUUCGUUUGUUUUCAAUAGUUUUUUACGAAGGUUAUCUUCCUUAUGAUCGAACUGGAGAUUGGUUAUAUCAAACCAUUGAGGGACUGACGUUUAUUUUUGCAUCAACUAUAAGCUACUUAUGUCGUGUGCGUUAUGCGGAUUCUUAUGAUUACGAGAGUGACCGGCUUAAUCCACUUUAUCUUAUCAUUCCAAGUUUUUUGCUUUCGUUACUAAUUCAUCCAGCUCUGAAUGCCUCUAUACCAGCAGACAUAUCAUGGACGUUUGCCUUAUUUCUUGAAACAACAAGUUGUCUCCCUCAACUUUUCAUGUUUCAAAAACAACAAAAAGUCGAACCCUUCACUACUCAUUUUUUAGCAGGGCAAGCUUUAUCAAAGGUUGUCUCAUUUUUAUUCUGGCUUUCUUGUUAUAGUGAACUGAAUGAUCCUACUCGAAAGCUUAAUUCUUAUGUCGGAGUUUGGGUGAUUGUUAUGCAGGUUAUACAGUUAUUAGUGAUGGGAGAUUUCAUUCAUCAUUAUAUACGCUGUGUAAGCCGAGGAGUUCCCGUUGAAUUUCUUUUAACAGAAAAUGUUUAACUUGCUUAAGUUCUUCCUAGCAAAUUUGAAAGAGUUAUUAUUUUAUUUUUAUUUCAUCUCUGUUUUACACAACUAGGGAUUUUUAUUUAUAUAUUUGGUGUUCAUUUAAAGAAAAACCUUUUUAAAAUCCCCAAAAAAUAAAAACGAACGAUUUUUUAAUUAAAAACAUUGAUAAAAAUGUAU
Hylaeus volcanicus is the source of this 1169-nucleotide messenger RNA. RefSeq names its product ER lumen protein-retaining receptor-like. Gene Ontology annotation, biological process: protein retention in ER lumen. The coding region runs from base 141 to 986 and encodes 281 amino acids. NCBI's taxonomy places the organism in Eukaryota, Metazoa, Arthropoda, Insecta, Hymenoptera, Colletidae. The transcript is spliced from 8 exons. Gene Ontology annotation, molecular function: ER lumen protein retrieval receptor activity. The record is from RefSeq and is a predicted model, not a curated record. Gene Ontology annotation, cellular component: membrane.